Molecule: messenger RNA, 3782 nt
Organism: Vollenhovia emeryi
Lineage: Eukaryota; Metazoa; Arthropoda; Insecta; Hymenoptera; Formicidae
Product: ubiquitin carboxyl-terminal hydrolase 2-like
Exons: 8
Coding region: 299-3100 (933 amino acids)
Biological process (GO): protein deubiquitination
Cellular component (GO): cytoplasm
Molecular function (GO): cysteine-type deubiquitinase activity
Source: RefSeq, a predicted model, not a curated record
UCCCCCAGGAAGCUGGGUCUUUUCUUCCCCUCGUUUCCCGGCGCGCUUUCUUUUUCGUUUCUCCCUCGCGCUCUCCCGCCCCCUCCGGGGGAAUCGCGCGCGUCCGGGCGGGACGUGCAGGAGCGAAAUAAUAACGCGAGCGGUUGCUAGGUGUCACGGCCGCGGGUGGUGAGCCGCGGAUGACCCGCUCGCGAGUCCUCCCUGCCCUGUGUGUUCUUCGCCCCCGUCGUCGUGUGCCCCGUCGGCAUCGCCACACUCGACGGAGAAGCUCGGGGAGAUUGGCGAGCCGCGGCGGACAAUGUCGUAUCAUCGCGGCGGGCAGGCGGGCGCCGUAGCCGUCUCGUACAGCACCAGCCCAAUGGCGCCGCACUCGCCCAGCCGGAGGUACUCGAGCGGCACCGGCAGCGGUAGCACCGCCGCCUCCGCGAUCGGCAGCACGACGUCCAAGUUCAACGCCUACCGCUCCACCGGCUCGUCCUCGCUCCUGGACUCGCGGCCGACCAGCUUCUACACGACGUCCUCGAGCUCGAGCCUGCGCUCCAACUACAUCUCCUCGGAGUACAGGCGGUCCUAUUGCUCCCCGGGAAGCUUCUACUCGUCGGCUUCUACCGGCACGAGCGUCCGCAGGAACUACUCGGAGUACAGUCGAUCCAACUGCUCACCCGCAAGGUCAGUCUCGUCGUCGUCGUACGGCGAAACGGGCGGCAGCAGCGGCGGCGCCGCAUUAGGAACUACGAUCGUUAACGGCACCAGCGGCACCAGCAGCAACAGUAGCAGCGGUAGCGGCAGAUACGUCUCGUCAACGUCGGCCGCCUCGGCCAGCUCGUCCUCGAGGGAACGCAGCAGCGUCGACGCGUCCGCCGCGGCCGCCGACAUUAUCAGCAGGUACUCGCCAGCCGGCUACGUGCCCAGUAUUCAACGUCAACAACAGGCGAGCGGCGGCAGCGCGCAUCACUGGAGGCACCGCUCGACGUCGUCGUCCCUGAACGAAUUGUUCGGCGGGGACGAGCGCGAGGCCGAGCGCAGGGAUCUCCGCCUGGAGUCCUCGUCCUCCUCCUCCUCGUCCGUGGCCACCGGCGCGCCCGGCCUGUGGUCCAAGUCCAGCAAGCGGAGACCGCCUACGAACAGCAGCACGGUGCUCACCACCGUCGGACAUGCACGCACGGACAGCGCCGUGUCCCUCGCCGAGGUAACAACCACCGUUGACGAUCACGUUACUCAUAGACCGAACAACGACGACGACGACGACGACGAUGACGACGUGAACGACGAUACCAAGGACGAUCAGCACAACAACAACGGCAACGUCGGCAACGGCGAGGAUCUCGCGUGCGGAUACGGCGUUAACAACAACGAUAACGAGCGCGACGACGACAACGACGAGGACGAGGACGCGGACGGGGACGAGAACGGCGACGACGCGAACGACGACGAUAAUCUCAACAAUUGCCGCCACCGCUUCCACCAGCAGCGCCGUCACCGGUCGGACGAGGUCUCGCCCGCUAAGCGUAACAUUCUCUCACCCGCUGCCGCUGGUGGUGGUGGUUUGAUCGGUGUCAGUAGCCUUGACCUGUUAACUAACCUCGCUACUAAUCCUCGUAACACCGAGCUGCUGAUCAAUAACAACGCUCAGGACAAGGUGACAGGCGGGCGGGAGGAGGCCGAGAUUACGACGAGCGACGAGGUAACGCGCGAUGCCGAGAACGUCACGUCGCUCGUCACGUUUCUGCAGCGCGACCGCGCCAGCGAGCGGGACAUUCCCGAGGAUGGCGAGGAGGAGAACACUGUGUCCAGCAGCACGGACGAGAGCGGCUUCGGCGGAGCGAUCGACAACGUGGCCGGUAGACCGUCCGUCACGCACGGCGACGACCCGUCCAUCCCAUCGACGUCGCGGCGAACGGAGCAGCCCGGUCUCUUCUCGAGCACCGCGAGCAGCAAUCUGACAUCGUCACCGACCAAUCCAUCCACGGCACAUCAGAGUAUCUAUCGCGGGGUCAACGAGCAAUAUGAAGGAAGCCCGACUAACAGAUCGGCGCGUAGCCGUCUGCAAGCUCUUCGCGACGAACGAUGUGGUCUAAACGGCUUACGGAACAUUGGAAAUACAUGUUUCAUGAACAGCGUGAUCCAGUGCUUGAGCAACACGAGACCUCUGUUAGAGUAUCUGCUGAACGAACAAUACCUGGCCGACAUAAAUACUACGACGUCGAGCAUGAAAGGCGCCCUGAUCAAAGCGUUCAGCCAAGUGAUUCACGAAUUGUGGGAGGUGGGCGGUGAUCACGUGGUGAAUACGACCGCGCUCAAGUCUCAGAUACAGAGAUUCGCGCCGCGUUUCAUGGGCUACAGUCAACAGGAUGCUCAAGAGUUUCUCAGAUACUUGCUGGAGGGCUUGCACGAGGACGUCAACAGAGUCACCACAAAGCUACCACCCAUACAUGGAGACAUACCUGAUAGUUACACGGAUAUGCAGAAGGCGGUGGAGAGUUGGAAGCGGUACAUUCGCAGCGAAGACAGCACGAUAGUCGACGUUUUCGUCGGGCAGCUACGUUCAUCCUUACGCUGCACCUCCUGCGAUCACGUGUCGGUCACGCUCGAUCCGUUCUGGGACCUAAGCCUGCCGAUACCAGCCAGAAGCGGCACGGUCAAGCUGAGCCAGUGCUUGGAGCACUUCACUCGAGAGGAGGUGCUGGAUGGCGACGAGAAACCUACAUGUUCCAAAUGCCAGAUGAGAAGAAAGUGCACCAAGAGCUUCAGCAUACAGAAAUUCCCGAAAAUUUUGGUUAUCCAUUUGAAACGUUUCUCUCCGAUGGAACGCUUUCGCGGCAAGCUGAACGUGAUGGUGGACUUUCCGUUGACGGGUUUGGAUCUCAGUGCCUUUGCCGCCCCGAGAGUUCCGGGCUGCACGUACAAUCUGUAUGGGGUCGCGAAUCACUCGGGCACCACGUACUCGGGUCACUACACGGCGUACUGCAAGCACCCGUACUCGGGAGAAUGGCAUGAGUAUAACGACAGCCGAGUGUCCGUCGUGUCAGCACGAUCGGUCGUUUCCAGUGAAGCCUACGUACUGUUUUAUGAACAACAGCCUCACAGUUCUCACUUGUAACCUUACGCCAUAUCUAGAGAGUAAACAACCAUCUUGCCUCUCUCGAUACCUCAGCUCAGCCUAGUAAAACUGUCUUCUGACGUAUUGAAAAGCGACUAAACACUGAAAGAAACGGAGGGGGACCGCUCGCGGCCGCCUCCCAGACGAAUGUCCAGCAGUGACCUCAUUGGCGAUAAUCGUGUCUCUUCCCGCAAUACGUUUCUUGACGUAGCGUCGCACGCGUGUAAUGUCCUUUCAUAAAGAGAUCACGCAUACGUAAAUCGAUAUAAUUGAUGAUUAAACGUCGCAAUUGAUAUGCACACGUGCUUUCAACGUGGAAGAUUUUUAUUUCCGCGAAUCGUGUUUGACCUAUAUGAAAAUUAUUUUUUUACAUCGUGUAUUUUUUGCGAGACCUAAUUUAUACGUUGCGAUCGCGUUUUGAAAUAGGGAGACGACGUUGUAUUUAUUACUUUAAUUGCAUGGGGGAAGUUUCUGUCUAGAAGAGAAUACGAGGGUACGAGGUCGCCAAAGAUCACACUCACACGCAAUUGCUUCAGAUGUCUAGUUACUUUUGAAUAGACAAGUAGUAACACAUCUCUCUCUCUCUCUCUCUCUCUCUCUGUCUCACACUUCAUUCGACACGUGGCGACAUACAGCUAUUUACUUUUGUAAAAUAUUUUGUUUAAUAUAUAUAACCACAGUC